CAGGGAGCUAAAUUUGGUAGAGAAGUGAUCAGGUUCCCUCUGUGUGCACAUGAUACUGCCCCAGUUACUUGACCAAUGUCCCUUCUCGCGCUGUCACACACUCACCAAGUCCAGACACACUCAGCGAUCCUCCUCUUCAGCAGUCAGCACAGCGCUCACCGUCCUCACCUGAAGUGAAGAACACUUUUAGAUUAUAUCUUAGUGUCUCUUGACUGGACUGAAUAUUUAAGAUCUUUGGAGAACCAGUGCUCCCCACUGCUUCACCUUUGUCUGUUGACACCCUUGCUGAAGCCCAUCGGCGGGAGGAAGACGUUGACCCGCCAUGUUUCUCGCACUAGUGGUGACGCCAGAGCUGAGGCAGUUCCUGGCCAGAGCAAGAGGUGGAGCAGUGCGCCUCAUCAAGGUGUGCAUCCAAAAUGAGCAGCUGGUGCUGGGGGCCCACAGAGAGCCGCAUCACAACUGGGACCAGGAUUAUGAUCACUUCCUGCUUCCUCUGCUGGACGACCAGGAGCCCUGCUACGUUCUCUACCGUCUUGACUCCCAGAAUGCCCUGGGCUAUGAGUGGCUCUUCCUCUCAUGGUCUCCUGACCAAUCUCCAGUGAAACAGAAGAUGUUGUACGCUGCCACCCGUGCCACAGUGAAGAAAGAAUUUGGGGGUGGCCAUGUGAAGUAUGAGAUGUUUGGCACAACAGAGGAGGACAUCUGUUUGCAGGGGUUCCAGCGUCAUGUGUCGUCCUGCUCAGGUCCAGCCCCACUCACAUUAGCUGAGCAGGAGCUCCAGAGGAUCAAAAUCACAGAGGGCCAGGUUAAACAGGUGAAAAUGGAAAUCAGCGUGGAGAGUAAGCACCAGACGCUUCAAGGCCUCGCGUUUCCCCUGCAGGACACAGCCAAAAGAGCCCUACAGCAACUUGCACAAAAACGCAUCAACUAUAUACAACUGAGGUUGGAUGUGGAAAAGGAGACAAUUGAGCUGGUCCAUUCAAACCCAACAGAAACUCGAGAUUUGCCCCGCAGGGUUCCAAAAGAUACCCCUAGAUACCACUUCUUUCUUUAUAAGCACUCCCACGAAGGAGACUACCUGGAAUCUGUUGUGUUCAUAUACUCCAUGCCAGGAUACAGCUGCAGCAUUAAGGAGCGAAUGCUGUAUUCCAGCUGCAAGAGUCGACUCCUGGAGGAAGUGGAGAAAGAUUACCAUUUGGAAAUAGCUAAAAAGUUGGAGAUCGAUGAUGGAGAUGAACUGACAGAAGAAUUUCUGUACGAUGAGGUCCACCCCAAGCAGUAUGCCCACAAACAGGCCUUUGCAAAGCCCCGGGGCCCUGCAGGAAAGAGAGGACAUAAGCGUCUUAUUAAGGGGACCGGAGAGGCCAUCCAGGACAGCUAGAGGCAGAUAACAAAAAAAAAAAAAAAAAUCUCUUAUGACAGUGCCUGCAGUUCAUGGCUUUUCUCCU
Melanotaenia boesemani (Boeseman's rainbowfish) is the source of this 1448-nucleotide messenger RNA. Its product is annotated as twinfilin-2. Gene Ontology annotation, molecular function: actin filament binding; actin monomer binding. Gene Ontology annotation, biological process: actin filament depolymerization; regulation of lamellipodium assembly; positive regulation of neuron projection development. Gene Ontology annotation, cellular component: myofibril; actin filament; cytoplasm. Lineage: Eukaryota; Metazoa; Chordata; Actinopteri; Atheriniformes; Melanotaeniidae. Bases 323 to 1381 code for a protein of 352 amino acids. The record is from RefSeq and is a predicted model, not a curated record. The transcript has 9 exons.